Drosophila suzukii is the source of this 1801-nucleotide messenger RNA. RefSeq lists its product as uncharacterized. The record is from RefSeq and is a predicted model, not a curated record. Lineage: Eukaryota; Metazoa; Arthropoda; Insecta; Diptera; Drosophilidae.
UGCGCCCAAGAUGGAUACACAGCGUUUGUUUUUACGCGAGGGGGAGGAAAAUCUGCUGUACUUUUGUGAGCUUUAAACAAACAAAACAGGCAUACUAUUCCAUGGAAGUGGACUCUGCAUCCUUCCAGCACCUCUAGGCACCCCUUCCAGCCAGAUGCGGACAGUCCCGUCCAGCCAAUAGGCGGAGAGACCUCGACAUCGGCAGAGUGUGCCCCCAGCUGGUGUUUUGGAGUAGAGUAGCUAAAAUAAACCAGAGCACAGCUCCCGCUCCCGAGCGAGUCCCGACCCGCCUCGACUCGAGCAACAGAAAGGGAUCACCCAUUGUUCCGACACCGAAACGAGAUUGCCCGGCCAGAUCCGACAGCGAUCUAAAAAUGGAGUGGACGCGCGAAAAGACCCUGCUGCUGAUCGGCGAGUACCGCAGCCGACGCGGGCUGUGGGACAUGACUUGCGACGACUACCGGAAGAAGGACGUCAAGCAGCGGCUCUUGAACGAAGUCAGCCAGGUGCUGGGCGGGAAUAUACCCAUUAACGAGCUGGAGAAGAAGUUCCACACGCUGCGCACGCAGUACCACCGCGAGAUCAGUCGCAUGAAACGCAAGGAGCCCUACAACUCCAAGUGGUUUGUUAAGAACCUGGUGUUCCUCAGCUCCCCCUACGCCUGCCGCUCCACCAAGGGUCGCCUGAAGACGGAUCUGCAGGCUGACGAGCGCAAGUUUGCCCUGGGAGAGGUAACCGCCGAUCACAACAGCGACAGCAGCACAAAUCCGGCGAACCACAACAGUAAUACGAACGCCAGCAUGAACGAGGAGUACCUGCGCAAGAGCCACGCCAGCAGUCGGGCCCAGGAGCUGGAGAAACUCAUUGAGGAGACAACCAAAGACGUGGACGAUAUCGAUGAGCGAUUGGAGGAGGGGGAGGUCAAGCCCAAGCAGCCCAAGGAGAUGAGCGUGCGCUUCGUAAAUCUCAGCGACCCGGACGAGACUGAGCCGCUGGAUAACCACCACCAGACGCUGAUGGACCUGCACCACCACCAGGGCAACACCGUGGAGGCCGUCAGCUUUCAGGCCAACGAGAGCGGCGAGCUGCACUACCAGUCCACUCCAGCCCAGAACACGGGCAACAACAACUCGGUGCACGUGAUGCCCACACGAAUCAUCAAGAUUCAGCGCCGGGACACGGCUGGCGGGCAAGAGGAAAGCUACUUCGAAGAGCACACGCAGCUGCAUCCGCCGCCGGUGAAGCGCGUGUACUACGAAGCCAGUCCAGCAUCGCACAGCACCACCUCCAUUCUUUCCCCGGCACUGGAGACCAAUGCCAACGGCACGACCAGCAAUGUGCUUACCAACUCCCCCGGGAUCACGAUGAGCAACCUGCGCCUGCCCAAGGUGAACACGCCGCCCAAACCACCCCAGGCCCAAGCCAUCCCCAGUCCGCCUCCGCCCACCAUUGUCAGCCUGCCGCCGGCGCGCGAUGAGUUCGCCACGUACGGAGAGUAUGUGGCCAACGAAAUGCGCGCCAUCAGCAACCGGGAGGUGCUCGUCGCCCUCAAGCAUCGCAUAAACACGGCCAUCUUCGAGGCCAACAUGGCCGAAAUAGCCCCGAAAUAGAUUGAUCACUUUUAGCUAGAGCUAUUAACUACAACUUUAGGUUUAAGGCUGAAAAUGCAAUUUGUCCUCUUGUCUUUGUGCUUUUUAUAGGUCUCCCGUCACUUGUAUUCUCAUUUGAAUUUGUACAUUUAACAGAUAUGUAUGUAACGUUUAAAUACUUAAGCCAAAUAUAAAAUUUAGUGGAAUUACAA